AAUAUUAACUGACCUUCUUAGUCUGUCAGGUAGGGUCACUAAUAUUAAUUCUUUCUCUUUGCAGGGGUGUCAGAAAGACACCCAAUUUGUUAGUCUUUGCACAAUGUAUCACAAAGCCAUAGACAACAGAUAUUUCUCAGAAAUUGGUGUGGCUCAUUUCCCAUCUAAACAAGCUCCUUCUAUCCCCCUGCUUUUCUCUGGGAAAAAUUAAAGAAGACGAAAAAAGAAACGCAGUAAGCCAUUAUUUAUAUCUGGGAAUAAUGAAUGUUUAUCUGGAUUUUGUAACACAAAUUAUGUAAUGAAGCAGAGAAAAGGCUUUUGAACAAAUAUGUUAAUGAGAUGGCAGCUAAGGGAGAGGUUACAGAGCUGCCAAUUCUGAAAUUUUAAACGUGAUUUUCUUUUGGAUCUUUUUUCUUUUGUAGUCUUUAGCCUGCACAGUGUUUGAAUGGACUUUAGGGCACAAACGAUAUGGGAAACACCAAUUUUAGGUCAAGAAAGACUGACCAGCAACAUAGACUGAUUGAGAAAACCCCACUGACUCAAAAUUCAUAAUGAGGGCUUUUAUGUAGAAAGUUGUUGGGCACAGGGAUUGUGCCGAAAGGACUGUUCAUUCAGAGUCUCGAGAGCUUUUCUUGGAAAAACAUCAGAUGCUCCUCUGGGAACUUAGUUGAAAGCUACUCCUGAAGCAGGACUGUGGACUGGCAGUAACUGGGAAGGACCGAUUGGAGGGAAAAUGGAGAGCAAUGAAGGAGUGGUUUUCUCUGAAUGCUGGUAAUAACUCUUUCUAUUUAAAUUCUGUGUAAACCUUCCAGUGCAUAACAUUACCAUACAAGAGCUCUUCUAGGCAUCUUUUGAAGGCAAGAAUCACAUAAAGGAACCAUUUUUUCAUUGGAGACAGGCCACAGGAAUUCAAGUUUUGGCCGAUUCCCCACUUUCUGCUAGACUUUGCACUGGUGUGAAGUUUCCUCUGUGUUGGAGGCAAAAUGUGGGUAUCUUAUCAUCGUCAUGGCUGUGUACUGGUGCACUGAAGUGAUCCCCCUGGCUGUCACCUCCCUCAUGCCAGUAGUGUUUUUCCCUCUGCUUGGAGUUCGGAGCGCUAAAGCAGUGUGCUUGCAGUACCUAAAUAACACAAACAUGCUCUUCUUUGGAGGGCUGAUUGUUGCAAUUUCUGUUGAGCAUUGGUGUCUUCACAAAAGGAUUGCGCUGAAGGUCCUUCUGUGUCUUGGGGUGCAGCCUGCACUCCUCAUGCUGGGAUUUAUGAUAGUCACUGCCUUCCUGUCUAUGUGGAUAAGCAACACAGCCACCACUGCCAUGAUGGUUCCCAUUGUCCAGGCUGUUCUGGAGCAGCUGGACAGCACAGAGUAUGACAUGACUGUGUUGGAGCAAGAAGCUGAGCAAGCAAAUGCAACGAUUGAGCUGGAGGAAAAGAGCACAUCAGUGUCCACUGCAGCCAAUGUUGGUAGCAAUGAACAAGUCCCUGAUGACCCCAGAUCUGCUGAGGAAAGGAAAAAGUGGAAGCAUAUAUGCAAGGGAAUGACACUUUGUGUAUGCUAUGCUGCCAGCAUUGGAGGAACUGCAACACUUACUGGAACAGGACCAAAUGUGGUACUAAAAGGCCAGAUGAAUCAGAUAUACCCCGACAAUAAUGAUAUUGUGAAUUUUGCUUCCUGGUUUGGAUUUGCAUUCCCAAACAUGAUCCUGAUGUUGGUGCUAGCUUGGUUUUGGUUGCAGUGCUCCUUCAUGGGACUCAACUUAAAAAAAAGCUGGGGCUGCAGGACAGAGAAAGGUCCCAAAGAAAAAGCUGCGUUCAAUGUGCUGAAGGAAGAAAUGAAGAAGUUAGGCCCUGUCUCUUAUGCUGAAUUAAAUGUCCUCCUCUUGUUCGUAUUGCUGGUGUUCUUGUGGUUUACCAGAAACCCAGGCUUUGUAAAAGGCUGGGCCUCCAGGCUUUUCCCAGGAGGAGAAAAGUUUAUCACUGAUGCUGUUCCUGCUAUGUUUGUUUCCCUGUUACUGUUUAUCCUUCCUGCUGAAAAGCCCAAAUUCACUGGCUGGAAUCCAGAGAAGUCUGACUCUGAACAGACUGAAGAAGAUAUAAAGCCAUUUUUAUCAGCCCCGCUGCUAGAAUGGAAUGUGGUUCAGAGGAAGAUGCCCUGGAGCAUUGUGCUGCUGCUGGGAGGAGGUUUUGCUUUGGCUGAUGCAAGCGCAAACUCUGGGCUUUCGGCUUGGCUGGGUAGUCAGAUGACUCCAUUAGGAUCUAUCCCACCAUGGGCCAUUGCAUCAGUGGUCUCCCUUAUUAUAGCUGUCUUCACUGAAUGCACCAGUAACGUGGCCACAGCCACGCUCUUCCUGCCUGUCUUUGCCUCCCUGGCUACAUCUCUCAGGAUUCACCCUUUGUACGUUAUGCUGCCUGCUACCCUCAGUGCUUCAUUUGCCUUCAUGCUGCCUGUUGCAACUCCCCCAAAUGCAAUAGUGUUCUCUUACGGCCGCAUCCGUGUUCUGGAUAUGGUUAAAUGUGGAAUAGUGAUGAACAUCAUUGGAGUCCUCAGUGUCACACUGGCCAUCAACACAUGGGGAAGACCUAUGUUUCAGCUGGACACAUUCCCAACCUGGGCAAACAUCACAUCAGAAUAGUGAGCUGUGAAGAAUUCAUGUGUUAAACAAGGAAAGUACCCUUAGUACUCCCUAUUGCUUAAUGUCCUGUAUAGAGUGUCAUUACCCUUCAGAUCCAGUGUUGGGUCUUUGCUCCCUUCCAGCAGUCACACAUCAGUUCAGGUUUGAAACAACUCCAGUUGUGCUGGAGUCAAAAGUGUUUGCAGUUAUACAGCCUCAGGUGUCAGGAUCAUGAGUAUGAUCAAGUGAUCUGUUGUACCUCCAAUCAGGGUCAAGAAUUAGGAUUUUACAGUGGAAAGAUCUGUGGAUAUGACCUGGGAUUUGCUCCCAGACUUGCUGUGUAUCCCCAUGCAAAUCAGUUAAUUUCUUUUUGCCUAUUUCCUCUCCUAAAUAAGAUGUUAUGGAACCUAUCUGCCUUACCAAGGUAUUAUGAGGACAUAAGGGUCAAAUUUUCCACCUCAUGAUAAUGGAUGCAAGGUAUUAAGUUAUAGAAUCAUAGAAUUCUGUAUAGAAGAUCUGGCAUGUAGCAUAGUAUUGUGUAGGAUAUUCAGUAGUUAUAUUAUUAAUGUUAAUUUUCUUUAUGAAACUGGAAAAAUACAUUUUUAUCCAGAAGUGAGGGAAAUAUUUAUCCACCAAAUGACGAGGUGCUUUUUUUGAGCAGAAAACUGCUUCAAUAAUUGAUUUCUGUGCCUUUAUCUUUUGUGCUCUUUCAUGGUGCUAAGCACCAUAAACUGCUGAAUGUUGUUCCCAAGUGCCACCAGUGGCUCUCUGUCUGCCCAGCUGGCUGCAUGUGGUGCAGUCUCACCCUUCUUCCAGGGAAUGGGAGCAUGUGGAUAAACACUUCCACUUGCAGAGUCUAUCUAGGGAAGAGGCCAGUUCUAGUGCCAAGAAUUGGCUUCUUGCUCACAGAUAUUUGUCACCACCUGAAACUUAUCACUGUAUUUUUUUGAAACCAAGAACAGUUGAGCACCUUCUGUCCUUUGGCAGUCACCCCUUAGUGCUGAUUUGCCUCUCCAGGUAUCUAAAUGCAUUUGAGAAAGGGACUUUCUCUGCUUUCUAAUGGACUUCACACUGUAAAAACAUGGGGUUUUGCCAGAUACAUGGUGCUUGCUCUGCUCUGUCUGACAAGUAAGAUAUAGGGGAGCUUGCAUGGGUAGAUGAUACUGAGCUUGGCUGUCUCAGUUCAUGCUGACCAAAACUCCUCUAAAACCAGUUCCAGCUAAAAGCUGUAGGACAGACACUUCACUAUCCUGUAUGCAGAAAAGAAUGUUCUGAAAGCUUCUUGAAGGGGAGAAAUUGCCCUCACCUCAGCUAGGGAAGCUCUUCACUCUGUUGCUGGACAAGAAGGAAGCAAAUGCUGUUGUCAUCACGAGUCACACAGGGUGAUUCGUGGUCAGGAGUGCUGGGCCAGAGGAAGUGUGCAUGUGGGGUAGCAGUGUUUGGUUUAUUGUAACUGUGUCACCUCUCUGUACUGUUAAUAGCAGUUACUUUUUGAGACACUUCUAUCACACCCUGUGAUUCAUUCAUAUUUCAUUUAAAUGGGUGGGUUGCAUGAUUACAGAGCCUGGCAAGUAAAAACUUUCUAGAACUCCUGUGUAACAUCGUGGACCACUUGUUUCUGCAUUAGCUUCCACUGUAGCACAGUGUUGGCCCAGUAAGGUCCAGGAAGGUGCACACUGUAGUGAAUAAUGCAAAGCACACAUCUGGAUACCACUCUUUAGGGUCUCCAGACCUGAAUAUCAGUGGUUUCUCUUUUUCAUCAGCUAAGUGAUAACUCCAGUUUGCAUCCCUGAAGAUCCUCAGGUGGGACCAAAUCAGGUAGCAUACCCUGUGAACUGUCCCAUUCAUUUCAGAAUAGAGGAUUAUAAGAAUCUAAGAAACACAAGCAGUUUUUAAGAAUUAAUGUUAUACAAACUUUCCAGUAUAAGAGGCACAAAUGGGCUUUUCUUCAGCAUUCCAGUGCCCUGAGUAAAUACACGUUUCUUACAGUGGACAAUGCAAGGACAAUUGCUUUGUGAUUAGAUCUGGUUUAUAGCCCCUUCAGCUGCAGGACAAGUACCAUGAUAGAAACUUAUUGGGCAUGGCAUUUGUUUUGUUGCUCAAAGGAUUGUUGUUUUAAUUGUGAUGAUCCUACAGUAGUGGCAUAAAAGAAUCCCUUUGCCCCCCACUUUAAAACAUGCACCCCCAGCACCCACAGAGAAGAUGGAAGGAUCCUCAGUGUGGGCUUUGUCAGGGUGGGUUAUUCAGCCACCCUGAGUGAGCAAACAGUUCCCAUUUUACCAUAUGAGGGCAGAGUGUGGUUUCUUGUGGUCAGGAGUCUGUCAGCUGGCCAGCUGGCAGCACAGCUGCCAGUGCCACUUCUAAGGAGCUGAAUUAAUGCUUUCUUAUUUUCUGCCCACUCUCCAUGAAUCCUUGGCUUUUCCUUUCUCCACUCAAAAUAUCAAUUUACCAAAAUACCAAGUUGCUAAUGCUGUUUCUGCAAAUAUUGAGUGUCCCAAACCUGCAGUGAUGUGAUCUGGGCUGCUGUUGUACAGGGUUCCUGCUUGGUCCUGUACCAGUCUGCAAACUGGUUUCCACAGUGCACUCGUGCUUGGGAACGGUCUCACAAUCGUGAAUGAGUUCAUAAAUGACCAAGCUACAUGAAAAUGUACAAAGGGAGAACAAAGGUAUUUCCUGCCCAUGUGUUGAACAUCUAGAUCUGUGGAAUAGAGAAGAAAAAACCUUUCAGUAUUCUCUGUCUGAUCAGAAGAAGUCCCCAAGCUGAAGAGUGGUUUGGAUUUGUUGGUGUCAUCCACUGAGUUCUGUGCAGCGGGUCGUGCAUUCCAUCUGAGUUCUGAUCUCACUUGAACUCAGUCUUUGGCUUAUUCAGACUUUGUUUUCCAGCUUAAGUGUGUUGCCACUUGAAAUAUCAAUAAUCUGGUUGUAGCCAAACCCAGCAUUUGCUGACAAAGUUGGACUUGGACCCGUGGUGAAAAUUAGCCCAGAAAGAGACCUAGAUCCCUGAGUCAGUCCUAGCCAAAAUGCAGCAGUGGUUCCUUAACAUACCACUUCUUCCUUUUUAGUAAUGAUAUACCUUAUAUAUGUUUCUAUGUACUUCACAUCUUUUUUUUCCCCCCAAGUGUCUGUGCUAAAUAUGUGAAGAAGUGGGUGGUAAUGAAUCCUGAGCCCUUGGGUCAUGUGACAGAGUUUUCACAAUGUUUUCCAGUGUGGGUGAAUAAAUGUGUGACUUUGACAAGUCUGAUCAAUCUCUUUGUGCCAUUGAGAGGUUUUCAACACUUUUGUACCUUGCACCACAAGGGCAGCAGUCUGCUGCAAGAGACUUGUUGGGCUCAGCAUUUGUCUGCAUGGUUUGAUGGCAGGGUGCUGAUUAUCCUCUGCCCAGAACCAUCCCAGUGGCAGCUCUUCAGUGCCAGAUCAGACCUUCUGAUACCCUUUAUGUAUCUUUGCUGGCCCCUGUGUGAAGCAUCUGUGGCACAGAGACGCUUGCCAUGCCCUGCAGACUCCUCUGCAUGGCAGAGAAAUUCUGAGGGAAGUACAGCCCUUACCAUUGGGAGCACAGAGAAAAGGCAGGUUUGCCACGCUGCCCUGAGCUGAUUGGGAACUGCUUAAUGCAACGUUUGGUAGUGAUUUAAAAAUAGAGCUGACUACACUGAAACUAUUUUUGCCCACUUAGGCUUUUCUGGAGCAUUUAGUCAAUAGUUGCCCAUUCAUUAUGGUAUAAAUCUAGAUUUCCAUUUACUGUAGGUUCUGGCCAUAAGAAAGAGACUGUUUCUUCUGUCAGAGAAAUGAUGUUAUCCUUCCCCAAUUUACUUCAGUGCUUUAUUUACCCACACAAAAUUAUUUCCCAGUCUCAUUUGGCACAUAGCCCUUCAAUGAGUUUUCAUAAGUUGUUUCAGGCCAGAGUGUGAGCCUCAAUACAAUGUUCAGAAAGCAUUUUUAAUAGACAAACCAUUUUCCUGAAAGAACCGAAUGUUCCAAACGAUAAAUCUAAUUUAUUGUAGUUUCCUUUGUGAGCUGUUUGUUCUUUGAGAACAAUAACUUGGGUUGGGUCUUCGCAAAUGUUUUAGAAAGCCAGCUGAAGAUCAAAUUUCCACCAGAAACAAAGUUAAUACGAUCUUUCAAUUAAGGAAUGAUUAUUCUGGAGGAAGUUUCUGUUUUACUUCAAUGUUUUGCCUUGGCUAUACAGUCAGAAAUCAGAACCAUAGGAGCUUAUAUUGCUCCUGUCAAAUGGCUGACUUCAAUUCAUCUGCUGUCUAGGUGUCCUAAUAGAAGCCUCACAUAUUUUUAACCAACUUAUUAAUGAAAAACAUAAAAUGCUUCUGUUUCAUGACAUUUAACCUUGAAUUUAUCUUUGAAUUCUAGUGUUUGUCUGAAGCUGGAGGAGUUCCACAGUGACAGAAGUACAUGUGCCAGUGCCUUCAAUAAACCAGUCAUUUUACACAAUUUCAUCCAAUUUGCAGCAUCCUUCAAUGGUGUUCAGCAUCUGCAGACAAAGUGGUUCCACCAUGACUCUUAUUGGCAGCCUUCUGAAAUGCACAUUACCUACCAGUUUCUUGACCUCAAAAAAGAGAACUUAGUGAAGAGUUAAGCCUUUAAUUAAAUAUGUUCUGACAAUUGUUUUAGUCACUGAAAACUAUGAUCUUGUUUCUAUUGAAUUACAAUUACAGCAUUGGAAUAAAAAAAUUGCAGACUUUGUG
This is a messenger RNA of Oenanthe melanoleuca, 7304 nucleotides long. RefSeq names its product Na(+)/citrate cotransporter-like. Gene Ontology annotation, biological process: citrate transport; monoatomic anion transmembrane transport. Bases 1006 to 2628 code for a protein of 540 amino acids. The record is from RefSeq and is a predicted model, not a curated record. The transcript has 13 exons. Gene Ontology annotation, cellular component: membrane. Gene Ontology annotation, molecular function: sodium:dicarboxylate symporter activity; citrate transmembrane transporter activity; succinate transmembrane transporter activity. Lineage: Eukaryota; Metazoa; Chordata; Aves; Passeriformes; Muscicapidae.